UAUUUUUUUAAACGCGGAACUAUAUUUUAUUAUUAUUCAGUUCUGGGCACAUAUGAAUGUAUGUUUAUAAGCCUUCUAAAUGUCUAGAAGCAUAUGACGUAACUUUUCCGUGCAUUUUAUGUUGAUAACUAUUAUUCACGGAAAACUGCAACAAACAACAACAAAAAACAAAAAAUAAGGUCUGGCAUUCUGCGCUAUGUUGAUGGCUGACGCAGCAAUGGUGCAGGCCGUGUUUUGACGCAGAAGGGGAUGUUAAGAUACGCUGAAAUGAAAGUAUCAAUAUGGAGUGGGUGGAACCACUUCGUAGACUAGUAAGGAAAUACACUUGCUUAAUUAAGGUCUAAUUUCCAGCGUAAUGGCGAGAAUAUAGCUCGCACCACAAUAUAUUUAUCUUGCAUCAAAACCUCAAAGAAGAUGUAAUUUUAUUCUGCAAAGUAUAUUAAAUUGAGAAACUAAUGGAAAUUAACAACUGAACUGCUAAAUUAUACAAUUUACGUAUUUUUUUGAAUACACCUCUGAAUGGGCGCAUGCUAUUCCAAGAAAGCUAGUGGAGGGAAUCGUUCGUAUACUACUGUUCAUAUGGCUUCCACUAAGCUAGAAGAGGCAUCGCGACUGGCACGUCCUACUCCCUAUUCUAGAACACAAAAUGCAAAUAUUGAAUAUGCAGCUAAAAAGAGCAUUCCAUUAUCUACAAAACAUAGUUCUGUCAGUACUGUUGACCCUGGCGAAAUAAAAAAUUUGAAAAAUAGCUUCCAGUCAAACAUUCCUCGGUUUAGCUCUAGUCUACCUUCCACAACUUCGCUUACUGCUGAACAAAAGACAAAUAUUCCAAAUUAUAAUGAUAAUGAAACUUUGCAUGUUGUGAACAAUAAUCCCAUAAUUAAUUCCCGAUCUGCUGUUAACAUUACUAAUAAUGCAUCACCUCCUGUAAAUAAGGUAGCUAAGACUGAAUCACAAUUCAAACCAAAGAGUCUAGGUAGUAAAAGUUGUCCAGAUAAAAUUGUUAACCAAGAUGUAAGUGAAGAAAAACAAACUAGGAUACCCGGAAAAGGAACUGGGCUUCCUCGUCAGUAUGUUGCUGUUUCUAAAUCUGCUCACAGUGUAUCUCACCUCAAUACAGAAAGUUUAGCAGUUCCUAAAUCUCAACAAACUAAAGAUUUUAGAGGUGUAGGUAGUAGGAAUAGUUCUUCGGGACAAAGUCCUCAGUCAAAAUCUCCAUCGAGGAAGGGGUUCGAAAGUCAUGAUAGUUUAUCAGAUUUUGAUUCAGGCAUAGGAAAUAGUUUGAAUGAAAAAAUUAAGCCUGAAGAUUCUGAUACAAUUAAGGACUUGGAGCAUCUAGAAUUGCAAGAUGAUUCCUCUCCUGUUUCCAUUGAUACAUGUUCUACAAGGUCAACUAGUACUCCAAAAUAUUGCCGUUCUGAGACAAAAAUGUCAGUAAAAGCACCAACAUAUAAAAGAGAGCCAAAUGGUAAAUGGAGUUUUGAUGAAAAGCAUUUUGGACCUGAAACAGAGAGGUCUGUGGUUCCGAAGCCUUUCAGCAGUUCGGGAGGAAGCAGUCCACGAGAAAAACACUCUUUUAAAAUAAGUGCUUCUGAGAAUAUCUUUUCAACAUAUGCUUCAUAUAAAGGAUUAUUAUCAUAUCAGAAAAAGUCAUGCAAACCGUUAGAUUGCAAUUCUUAUAAUUCAAGAGAAAAAACUGUUUCUGAACAGAUGCAGCGAAUUGCACAACCUCAGGCUGUAAAUUCUUCAUGUAUUCCCAAAAUGAGGAGACAACUGAAUCAGCCAUUGUCUGGAGGAAACAGUGUUUUCUAUAUUCAGAAUGAAUCUGAAAAAAGUGUAAAUGAAGAAAAACCUAAAACUGUUAGAAAAACGUCAGAGUAUCAAACAUUGAAUUCUAAACAAUCUAGUCUUGAUUCUGAUGAGAAGUCAGACAGCACAGAAAAUGGAGUUCUAAGCCCUCCUUCUGAAGUGGAAAAUAGAGAGUUUUUGAUUGAUGAUGAAAUUUCUGAUCAACCUGGACUAACAUUUUUUGGAGAACCAAGAUCUGAGGAAUCUGAUAUGCAGUCCUUACAGUUAGCUGUAACGGAAUUACAUGCAUUACAGAUGGCUAGUUCUUCUAAAAAAAGAACAGAUAGUGUUGGAAGUUACUGCAGCCGUAAAAGUCGCACAGGUGAUCACCGAGAUAGUUUACUUUUAGGAUCUGAUUUGGGGUCAUCUUGUUCCAGCAUUGCAUCUGAUGAUUUGAUGCUGGACUAUGAGAAGACAUUUGACAAUACUUUUCCUGAAGGCACAGUAAAUGAAGGGCCUGCUUCACCAAUGAGAAAAAUUUCUGAAACAGAUGAUAAAAUAGCUCCAUUGAGAAUUGAAAAUAAAAUUGAUUUUGAAGAUAAGAACAGGAAGCGACUGCAACGCAGAUCUUCAGGCCCUUUUUCGAGUAGUGCUGAACGACUAGAGUGGCGACAUAGAACUGUCAGCCUUCCUUUGAGACCUCCUCGCCAGAUGAGCAUUUCUGAAGCAGAUGAUGGAAGUUUAAAACUAGAUUCCUCAUCUUAUAGAUUAUUGUGUCAAGAUUUAAAUGGAGUUAAAACACUUCUUCUGCGAUUAAAGUCUGUGAUUCAAGAGGCAGAGACUAUUAAUCCAUUUGAUCAAGCAAAUCCUAAA
This is a messenger RNA of Stegodyphus dumicola, 2661 nucleotides long. RefSeq lists its product as uncharacterized. Lineage: Eukaryota; Metazoa; Arthropoda; Arachnida; Araneae; Eresidae. The record is from RefSeq and is a predicted model, not a curated record.